Messenger RNA from Rosa chinensis, 734 nucleotides. RefSeq names its product cysteine proteinase inhibitor A. The transcript has 3 exons. NCBI's taxonomy places the organism in Eukaryota, Viridiplantae, Streptophyta, Magnoliopsida, Rosales, Rosaceae. The record is from RefSeq and is a predicted model, not a curated record. Bases 110 to 400 code for a protein of 96 amino acids. Gene Ontology annotation, molecular function: cysteine-type endopeptidase inhibitor activity.
CCAUCAAGGCCAACUCAUUUCCUUUUCAUCCAUUCCGCAAUUUCAUUCCAAUCUCUUCGAAUUCCAAUUUAGUCAACUUCGUCAAACUCUCUCUUUUCUCUUACCGGAAAUGGCGGCCAUCGUCGGAGGAAUCCAUGAAUCCCAAGGUUCCGAGAACAGCCUCGAAAUCGAAGACCUCGCUCGCUUCGCCGUCCAAGAGCACAACACCAAGGAGAAUGCUGUGCUUGAGUUUGUGAGGGUUGUGAAGACCAAGCAACAAGUGGUUUCUGGCACUGUGUACUAUCUCACCAUUGAGGCCACCGAUGGGGGUCAGAAGAAGCUUUUUGAGGCCAAGGUCUGGGUUAAGCCUUGGCUCAACUUCAAGGAAGUCCAGGAAUUCAAACCCGUUGCUGACGUCUAGUUUGUUUUUCAGGCGAUAGGAGGUCUUGCAAUGUUUAAGAUUCUUCUAAAGGUCUGGGGAGCAAAGAAGAGAGACUAAAUUUGAACUGCAUAAGAAUAAUGAAGGUACCUUCAAUCUGAGUCAGAUGAAGCCUCACCUUUCUGAAUAUAUGGGUUUGUAGUAUACCAACCUUCUAUGAAUUGGGUGUACAUAUGAAUUGGGUGUACAUAUGCUAUGUUGCUGUUAGUAUUUCUUUUCUCUGUUGAUUCAAACACUAGUUACUAAGGUGUUGUUGUGUACUUGCUUUUGCAAAUCAUAUCAAUGAUACUUCCUAUCUCUUAUCUCUUUCCGCCUA